Molecule: messenger RNA, 1879 nt
Organism: Protopterus annectens (West African lungfish)
Lineage: Eukaryota; Metazoa; Chordata; Ceratodontiformes; Protopteridae
Gene: CDC45
Product: cell division cycle 45
Biological process (GO): DNA replication initiation; mitotic DNA replication preinitiation complex assembly; double-strand break repair via break-induced replication
Cellular component (GO): DNA replication preinitiation complex
Molecular function (GO): single-stranded DNA binding; chromatin binding; DNA replication origin binding
Source: RefSeq, a predicted model, not a curated record
CAGCACUGUAUUUAAAAGGGACGUUAUAUCAUCAUAAGUCAAAUAAACCAUACAAAUGUUUUAUAAUACAAAGAAAUUGUAAUGUUAGCGGCUUUUUUGUACUACAAAAUAGGCAGUGUAGCAGAACUACAAAAGUAUUUUAAUUGGUAAAGAAAAGCAAGAAAGAAAUAACUCAUACUAUUGGCUUAUUCACUACCUGCAUUAUACUAUCAUUAGCUAGUUUUCUGAAGUAGCCAAUCCAAGAAAAGCAUGCUGCCUAAUGUCAACAGUAGCUGUUGUAAUCGCCCGAUAUACGCGAAUCGCAUAAUUUCAUCCGGAAUAACGUUUACCAAUGAGAAUGUGGCAAGUUGGCGCCAGCUUUGACAACGGGCUAGAUGUUAUAGUCUGUUUAAAUAGUACGUGAAGUGUAUUUCUAGUACAGGGUAUGUUCUAAAUUUGUUGUAUAGUUUUAGUUGUUUGUUAGUAGGGUUCAGUCUGUUGUUAACUUAUCUCCUCUGAGAUGUUCGUGUCAGAUUUUCGGAAGGAGUUUUAUGAUGUGAUUCUAAAUCAGAGAGUUUUGCUACUAGUUUCUUUCGAUGUAGAUGCUCUUUGUGCUUGUAAAAUACUUCAGGCCCUGUUUCAAUGUGACCAUGUGCAGUAUACCCUUGUUCCUGUUGCAGGCUGGCAAGAUCUAGAAACUGCUUUUCUAGAGCAUAAGGAACAGUUUCGUUAUUUUGUCCUGCUUAACUGUGGAGCAAACAUUGAUCUGUUGGAGACUCUGCAGCCAGAGGAAGACAGUGUAUUCUUUAUUUGUGACACACACAGGCCUAUUGAUGUAGUUAAUGUCUACAAUGACACACAGGUCAAGCUGCUGAUAAAACAGGAUGAUGAUCUAGGGAUCCCUGCAUAUGACGACAUAUUUAGAGAUGAUGAAGAGGAUGAGGAGGACGACUCUGGAAAUGAAAGUGAAGAUGGUGGAGAACCUACUGGAAAACGUAAACGAUUUGAUGAGGAUGCUGUUGAAAGAAGGAUACAGAGAAGGCGGGAAAGAAGAGAGUGGGAAGCACACAGGCGAGAGAUUCUCUUUGAUUACGAGCAAUAUGAAUACCAUGGCACAUCUUCUGCUAUGUUGAUGUUUGAAUUGGCCUGGAUCAUGUCCAAAGAUUCCAAUGAUAUGCUAUGGUGGGGAAUUGUCGGGCUGACUGAUCAGUGGGUACAGGAUAAAAUUACUCACAUGAAAUAUGUGACUGAUGUUGGCAGCCUGCAGCGUCAUGUGUCCCGGCAUAACCACCGCAAUGAAGAUGAAGAGAACACCCUGUCCAUAGACUGUGUGAGGAUUUCUUUUGAAUAUGAGGCACCCCUGACGUGAAGCUGUUUUCCAAGCCAAUGGCCUUGAGCCUUUUGAGCAGGCACCUGUUGAAAUCUUUUAUUCACUCUACAAAGAACAAGAGGUGCCGGUUGCUACCACUGGUGAUGGCUGCGCCUUUGGACAUUGAGAAAGGAACAGUAAUCAUGAUGGGAAUCCCCCCAAAUGCUGAAAGCUCAGACAAGAAGAACUUCUUUGGAAGAGCCUUUGAAAAAGCAGCAGAAAGCACUAGCUCCAGAACUUUACACGACCAUUUUGACAUGUCUAUAAUUGAAUUGAAAACAGAGGACAGAAGCAAAUUUUUAGAUGCACUAAUUUCUCUGUUGUCUUAAAGGUAAGCCAGGAGGAUUUGUCUAACCCUGGACUGUGCUCUACUUUCAUCUGUAUAUUGUGUUGUGGUUUUAAUUGUUGUAUGUAUGCUAUUGUUAAGUGUGAAUGUUAUAUAUGUGUAAAUUAUAUAUGUGAUUUUUUAACAAACAGUAAAAAAUCUCAGAUUUUACUGUCAAAUUGUAAAAUAAAAAUAUUUACUAUUCA